CCAACAUAUUCAUAAGUCUUGGAAAGGAACCCUAGUGAGCAAGGCAGUCAGCUUAAAUGGGAUGGAAUGGGGUAAAGAAGUGGAAGGAAUAAUAGGAGUUUGAAGGGGGUUGGAUAGGUGUAAUUGUGCAGCAUUUGUGCAUGUGAGGUGGUAGUAGUGGAUUUGAAUUUGUUAGGAAAGAGUCGGGAUAUAAUCACCUCUCUAUGAACAAAGCAAAAAACCUUCUAAACCUCCAUACCCUCGCAUCUUCAUCCCAAAUCUUGCCAAACUCAUAUCUUCUAACCCAUCUCCAACAUUCGCUCCUUUCUUCACACCGAAAAUCCAAAUAAAAUUUUAUUCAAUAACCCCAUCAGCUUUAAAGAACAUUUCCCAAAAAUUUCGAAGAAGAUAUCACUUAGUAGUAUGAAAAAUUGUAUGAAAAGUGACUAUAACUUCUCAAUCCUCGAGCAGCCAGAAGCAGCAGGAGUGGAUGAUAUUGAUUUUUGAAAUAAAGCAACACGGCCUUCAAGUGAAAUGGAAUUUAUUAACAAACCUCUUGAUAUUGACAUUUCUGAAGUCCCAGUUGUCCUCUUCGAGCUUCAUGAGAACUCUCUUCUCUAUAUGGAUAGUGAAGAGUGGGAGCGGGCUCUAAUCCUCCUCCAAAGAGCUCAGAAUAUUAUCGAAAAACUAAACAUGGAAAAUUUUAAAAGAGAUCGAUUGAUAAUAGUAAUAAUUUAUCAUAAUAGUGCACUUUGUCACCAGAUGCUAGGAUCUUUAGAAGAUGCAGCAGUUUUUCUUGAAACAGCUGUGUUAAAUCUUGAAAUUUUAUCCUUGCUUCCUGAAUUUCAGCAAGUUGAAACAAAAAAUCAUUCAAUUUAUCUUGAAGGGCUCUUGAGAAUGCAACUAUGAGCUUUAUUCUCUCAGUUAAAUAGGCAUAGAGAAGCUUUGUACCACGCCCAAAUAGCUGCAAGGAUUUCACAUUAUAUGGUUCGUGAUCUUAAGCACUUCGUAGAAGCUCUCCAUCUCAAAGAGAUUUCAGUCCUCAACGAAACAAUGGUCGACAAAACGAAAUCCAAGCAGAAACCAAACAUGUUCAGAGAGCCUCCAGGAGGGAGCAUUAGCAUUCUCCAAAGAAAUUAUAUUUAAGAUGAUUCCGAUCCUUCGUGAACUCCACAAAUGCUUAGUAAGAGAAGAAGGGGAGGAUGACAUUGAGGGUGGUGACCUUGACUUCAACUCCUCAGAUGAUGAUUCAGACGAGAUUCUACCUACAAUCCAUCUCAUGGAUGAGAAUAGAAGCAUUAACAUUCAAAAUGAGGAGUCGCUUACCAGGCAAAAAGUUGGCCCUAUUACUUUAUAUGAUCGGAUCAAAGGGGGUAAUAAAAUUGAUUGUAGAAACCUACUCGGCUUUAUGAACCAGAACUUGUAUCAUGAUUACCUUAAUAUUACAAAUAUUAUGAAGCUUAAGAGAUUAGACUUCAGAGAUGUCUAUGGCAUCAGAUGAUCAGAUUUAGCAAUUACAAGAGAAAAUUUAAUAGAAAGAAUAACUAUUUUGAUUACUUCGUAUUUCUGAAUGGGAACUGAACUCAGGUUCUUAAAACAAAAGAAACAAGAACACUUCGAAGACUCCAUGGACUCAGAGUACUGGCAUGGUAAAGCACUAGAAAUUUCAGUCAAAUUCCUUCCAGGCGACUGUCCCCUUGUCAGACACAUCGUGGCUUCUUACAAAUAAAAAUCAUUCUCCAUGCUACGAAGUCAUCCCUGAAGAUUCAGAAGUUGCCUCAGAUGUGUUGAUGAUCAAGCCUUUGAAUGGAGUCGAAAUGCAGAAGAUGACUCCGAUCAUCAAGAAAGCAGACAACUUGUCGGUCAGGCUUUCACCGCUUGACUUGGAGCCGAACGACUACCUAGCAGAGUUCCAGAUCAACUCGCCUAAAAUGGAAGACAUCAAACAAGAAACCAAAGAACUCGCCGAGUCCAAGAUCGGACUAUCAGCCAGAGAAGACAAUUCCAAGAUCGAUGAUAGUGACAUUCUCAAAAGUAGCAUCAAAGGGACCACCCAGAAAAUACUCAUAGAAAGCUCAGAAGCCUCGAUCGAUGCAGGCAAGUCACCUCUGUUCAAACAGUCUCCACCGAGCUUCUCAAAAGAAAAGCUCUUCAACUCGACUGCAAUGAUCAACGAAUAUGUGUCUCCUCACGAAGACAAAUAAGGAUGUGCAGCGCAGCCUCUUCGAGAAAAUUGGUCCCAUCGUCAAGUCGUUUAAAGCAGGCAAACACAAAAAGCCUCGGACCAGAGAUGCAUCCACAAGCAUGGAUGACACAAUGUCGGCUAUUUCAGAAUAUGAGCAGUUCCACUCUCUGACUCCGAGCGGACUCUCAUGCAACACUUCAAAGAAGGAAAACACAAGGACGACUUCCACCCAGACCCACUCUCACAAUGUAGGCAAUGACAAAAUGCUCAAGACAUCAGACGACUUGAAGCUAUUCGAAAACAAAGUGAAUACUCCGUUCCACGAACUCUUCAACUCAUCGGGCAGUAUCAGAAAAUAUGACACGAGUAUCACCCACACAGCGACAUCGAAGGCCAAUGAGCCAUGCAAAGAGAACUCAGGAGCAGCCACUUUCGACAGGAAAAUGAGUGCCAAAGUGCGGCCAGCCAGCGUAGUCAACCACUUGGUCGGCCGAUACACUCCAAUAGGCAAACUCGAAAUGACCUACGACAUUUCUGCGAAAGACAAGAAAAACAUGAAGAAGCUCAAAGCCAUCACUGAAGCCAACUUCAAGUCGAAGUCUACUUCCAUGAAUAGCAACAAUCGAAGAACAAGAGCCAAGAAGUCCGCUGGCCGAGUCGAAAGGUCCAAGCAAAUUUUGUCUCGGAGCUGAGAACGAAAGGCUUACAAGAAGAAAGGCUCUGAAGGCAAGAAGAAGCGCAACAAAGUCAUCCAGAUCAUCCAGAACCAGCUGAUCAACUUGAAGACACCUACUAGUGCAGAACUCGUGUUUAACUGGCCAGCUAAGACCACUCAGACCACCAAGCACGAACACGUGAAGCGGACUCAUGAAGACGGCAGAGCAGGGUUCCACAAAGACAGGCAAUCCAGCCUUGAAACCAGCAAAGCCAAGAUCACCAAGAUCUACGACACUUCGACAAACAGCAGGAACAUCACUCAGAAGUACAACAAGCUGGCUGGCAAGGGCCCUCAGUUCGUCAGCUACGACUUGAACAAAACAGUAAGUUCGGGGAUGCCUACCAAGAAACUCAACUGCAAAAGUUCGAAGACCAAAAGCAGGAAGUAAGUGAAGAAUUGGGAGAGGUUAAUCAUACUCAUAGCUAUCCGAACUACAACUGAUCGAGAGCUGCAAAGACUGCUGAUUCCAGAUUGUAAAACAAAAUUCUCAAAUUUCAAAUUAUA
Moneuplotes crassus is the source of this 3386-nucleotide messenger RNA. NCBI's taxonomy places the organism in Eukaryota, Ciliophora, Spirotrichea, Euplotida, Euplotidae. The record is from the annotation of a GenBank genome assembly.